Molecule: messenger RNA, 730 nt
Organism: Castor canadensis (American beaver)
Lineage: Eukaryota; Metazoa; Chordata; Mammalia; Rodentia; Castoridae
Source: RefSeq, a predicted model, not a curated record
CAGAGCUUUUUGCGGCGGUGGCCGUAAAGCGCGGCGGUCGAACGGCCGGUUCCGGCUGAAUGUCAGUGAGGGGCUGUGGGCCCGGGAGGAAGGUGGUUGGCGGUUCCUCCACCACCUCCGCCUCUGCCUCCUCUGCUUGUGCGGCCGCCGCGGGCGCGGGACCGCUCGGCGGGUCGGGCAUGAGACCGUGAGGCGAACGACGGGCCGGGGUCGCCGACAUGUUUGGCCGUUCGCGGAGCUGGGUGGGCGGGGGCCAUGGCAAAUCGUCCCGGAACAUCCACUCCUUGGACCACCUCAACAUCAACCUGGCUGCAAGCCCUGCAUCAGACACUUGGCGCUGAGCUGCAUCUCUGCCGGCAUCAGACCACUGGGGAGCUUGUGAAACAGGCGGUGCCUCCUCCGCCCUCUGUUCUGCUGCACCCAAAUCUCUGGGUGGCUCCACUGCCCUGCUUCAUCCAGCUCUCCAAGUAUCUGUACCACGUUUUAACCAAAAACACCACAGUCACAGAACAGAACCGGAAUCUGCUGGUGGAGACCAUCCGUUCCAUUACCGAGAUCCUGAUUUGGGGAGAUCAAAAUGACAGCUCUGUGUUUGACUUCUUCCUGGAGAAGAACAUGUUCGUUUUCUUCUUGAACAUCCUGCGGCAGAAAUCGGGCCGCUAUGUGUGCGUCCAGCUGCUACAGACCUUGAAUAUCCUCUUUGAGAACAUCAGUCACGAGACCUCGCUGU